CCCGCGCGCUCGCACUCAGCGGCUCCGCGCCCCACGCUCACGCUGUUCACCGCGCGUGUCCCCGCUCGCUCGCCCACGCUCGCGCUGCCCCUGCCAGGAUCGGGCCAGCCUGCAGAACAGGAUGUCCUUCCAGGGCAAGAAGAGCAUCCCCCGGAUCACGAGUGACCGCCUCCUGAUCAAAGGUGGGAAGAUUGUGAAUGACGACCAGUCCUUUUAUGCUGAUUUGUAUGUGGAAGACGGUUUGAUUAAACAAAUUGGAGAAAACCUCAUUGUCCCUGGGGGCAUUAAAACCAUUGAUGCCCAUGGCCUCAUGGUCCUGCCUGGCGGAGUCGAUGUCCACACGAGACUGCAGAUGCCUGUCCUGGGCAUGACGCCGGCUGAUGACUUCUGUCAAGGCACCAAGGCAGCCCUGGCAGGAGGGACCACCAUGAUACUGGACCACGUGUUCCCGGACACGGGGGUGAGCCUGCUGGCAGCCUACGAGCAGUGGCGGGAGUGGGCGGACAGCGCAGCGUGCUGUGACUACUCUCUGCAUGUGGACGUGCCCCGCUGGCACGAGAGCACCAAGGAGGAGCUGGAGGCCCUGGUCAGGGACAAGGGUGUGAACUCCUUCCUGGUCUUCAUGUCAUAUAAGGACAGGUGCCAGUGUACUGACGGCCAGAUGUAUGAGAUCUUCAGCAUCAUCCGGGACCUGGGAGCGGUGGCCCAGGUGCACGCAGAGAACGGGGACAUCGUGGAGGAGGAGCAGAAGCGCCUGCUGGAGCGAGGUAUCACCGGCCCCGAGGGCCACGUGCUCAGCCACCCCGAGGAGGUGGAGGCCGAGGCUGUGUACCGAGCUGUCACCAUCGCCAAGCAGGCCAACUGCCCACUGUAUGUCACCAAGGUGAUGAGCAGGAGUGCAGCCGAUGUGAUCGCCCAAGCCAAGCGCAGGGGAUUGGUUGUGUUUGGGGAGCCCAUCGCUGCCAGCCUGGGCGCUGACGGCACACACUACUGGAGCAAGAACUGGGCGAAGGCUGCGGCGUUUGUCACCUCACCCCCCAUCAACCCGGACCCCACCACUGCAGACCACCUCACCUCCCUGCUAUCCAGUGGGGACCUCCAGGUGACGGGCAGUGCCCACUGCACCUUCACCACUGCCCAGAAGGCUGUUGGCAAAGAUAACUUCACGCUGAUCCCCGAGGGCACCAACGGUGUGGAGGAGCGCAUGUCUGUAGUCUGGGAAAAAUGCGUGGCCUCCGGGAAGAUGGAUGAGAAUGAAUUUGUUGCCGUGACCAGUACAAAUGCUGCCAAAAUCUUCAAUUUUUACCCAAGGAAGGGGCGCGUGGCUGUAGGCUCCGAUGCUGACCUGGUGAUCUGGAACCCCAGGGCCUCGAAGAUCCUCUCUGCCAAGAGCCACAGCUCGAACGUGGAGUACAACAUCUUUGAAGGAUCCGAGUGCCGAGGAGGCCCCUCCGUGGUCAUAAGUCAGGGCAGAGUGGUGCUGGAGGACGGGAACCUGUGUGCCACUCCGGGGGCUGGCCGCUUCAUUCCUCGGAAAACAUUCCCAGACUUCGUCUAUAAGAGAAUAAAAGCUCGCAACAGGCUGGCAGAGAUCCACGGUGUGCCCCGGGGCCUCUAUGAUGGGCCGGUCCAUGAGGUGGUGGUGCCUGCCAAGACAGGAGGUGGCACCCAGGCCCGCGCAUCCUGCCCAGGCAAGAUCUCCGUGCCCCCCGUGCGCAACCUGCACCAGUCGGGAUUCAGCCUGUCUGGGUCGCAGGCUGACGACCACAUCGCCAGGCGCACAGCCCAGAAGAUCAUGGCGCCCCCCGGUGGACGCUCCAACAUCACCUCUCUCUCUUAGACCCCAUUCCCGCUGGCGGCUGCUGUGGGGGCCGGUGGCCUCAGUUAGCUCUUUCCUUUGUAGAAGUCACUUUGAAAGGUGCUCAACCUUGCCUUCCCUCCCCCUCAACAAAGCUCUCCUUUGGGGUCCCGGGUCCCACUGCGAGGAGCCCCUUCAAGAGGGCUGAAUGUGGGGAGACCUCACUGCCAGGACCAGGAGCUAGAUGAGGCAGCGACAGCUCAGGCGGCCCCUAGCCCACAUGCCAGGUGACCCAGUGCCUGCCUGGCCCCACUAGGGUGCUGAAACCCCCAGGUGCUCACUGUGGAGUAGUGGCUGGGGCUGGGAGCCCAGGCUCUGAGCUGGAGUCUGGGCGGGCGGGUGUCUGCCGCUUCCUUCCCGUGGGAAUCACUGCCCUUCCAAGUCCCCAGCCUCCCACCUGCCCGUGGCACUAGGUGCGGCCGUCCUUCCAGGGGAUGUCACGAUGUUCGCCCAGCACAGGUAGGGGACAGGCAUGGAGCCUCGGCCUCUAGAGCUGCUGUGACUUCAGGGAUCCACCAGGAAUUUAGCAUGGGCAGCUCCCCCCGUAGGGACUCACUGGUACCCACUCAAGGACCAAGCCUGAGCUUCCCCAGGGCCCUUCCAGGAAGCUUCACGACCCUUUAGCUCAGAUGCCCCCCUUUUACUACAGGACGAGUCCUUCCACAGGGCCAUUAGAGUAGCAGAUUUGUAGAGUGAGGAAACCGUAGCCAGGAACCUGCAUGCCACCACCCUGGACGGCAGGUGGCCGUCUGAGCCUGAUUCGUCGGGUGGAUUAAAGACGUCUCUGGGUUAGAA
Molecule: messenger RNA, 2653 nt
Organism: Ictidomys tridecemlineatus (thirteen-lined ground squirrel)
Lineage: Eukaryota; Metazoa; Chordata; Mammalia; Rodentia; Sciuridae
Source: RefSeq, a predicted model, not a curated record